Messenger RNA from Carya illinoinensis, 700 nucleotides. RefSeq names its product NAC domain-containing protein 83-like. Gene Ontology annotation, molecular function: DNA binding. The record is from RefSeq and is a predicted model, not a curated record. Gene Ontology annotation, biological process: regulation of DNA-templated transcription. NCBI's taxonomy places the organism in Eukaryota, Viridiplantae, Streptophyta, Magnoliopsida, Fagales, Juglandaceae. The transcript is spliced from 3 exons. Bases 125 to 700 code for a protein of 191 amino acids.
GUCUUUUUAUCUAUGGCGGAAAGUACAUGAGGGGCUGGAUCUACCGAAUGGUCCCAUCGUUGAAGCCGACGUCUACGCUCAUGAACCAUGGUUUCUUCAGUACCAUGGUAAUGAUCCAGCGUACAUGGCCGUGAACAAUGACCGAUACUUUUUUGUGAAGAGAGAGCCAGUAUCUAGAAACGGUAAUGGGAAGAGAAUCAAAAGGGAUCUGGAAGGGGAUUCUGAUGGAGGUUGGUGGAAGGCCAACACCGGAGACAUGGAAAUUAAAGACUCGGAGGGCCACCUCGUGGGUUGCAUGAAGUCGCUCACCUUCUUUAAAUGCAAAAACAAAGAACGAAUUCGGAAAGAGGCAACCAAAACCGACUGGAUUAUGCACGAAUACAGGCUAGCUUCCGAUUCUCAAUUUCAAAGCUGGACUUUAUGCCGAAUAAGGUACCGUGGUCAUGAUCAUGUGCAGCAAGGUCCGAGGACUGACCCAUCAACAUCGGAACAAGCAUUUUUGGAUACGAGGAUCACAGAUAUUAAUCCGUCGUCGGAUCAAUUACAAGCAUCAUCGGGUACGGGCCGGAGUGGUACUUCUGAUCCAUCAUGGGAACUAGUUUCUCGGCCAGAAGCGCACGAUGAUGAAAUCGAUGCCAUUCUUAAUCUCCCCCCAGAUAAAUUUCAAGCAUUCCUGGAGAGUGUUUUAGUGCUAAUUUGA